Messenger RNA from Klebsormidium nitens, 3196 nucleotides. Lineage: Eukaryota; Viridiplantae; Streptophyta; Klebsormidiophyceae; Klebsormidiales; Klebsormidiaceae. The record is from the annotation of a GenBank genome assembly.
GCUGCUUCAGGGAUUCCCCAUGGCGCAAAUGCCGCUCAUGCCAGUCAAACAAUCAACCGGGAGAUCUGGAAAAUGCAUGCGCGCACCAAAAAUGGUCCCUGCAAUGGUCCUUUGACUCUGGAGCAGUGCUUCUCUGUUGACAUGAAGCUGUCGCAAGCAGGGGCAGGGACUGGACGAAAGAGAAAGAGGGAAGCUGCCUCCUCUGCUGGUGGGAAGAAGGCGUUGGCUUCUGCGUUCUCCUGUGGAAAGCUCGAUUGCCAGGCUUGUUGCUUCUGAAAAAUGCUUAGGAAACAGUAGGAAUCUGUUCAGGUUGUGUGAUAUCUAAAUAAGCUUGUGUGACAGUUUGGAGGAAGCUCAUUCAUGUAGCUUAUCAAUUUGAGGGUUGAGUGUCCGGUUCUGGAAUGGAGGUCCAACCCCUCUCUGUCAAAAUACAAACUCAUAAAGUCAACUUGACCUAUGUUUUCGCAUCUAGCGAGCAGAAAGAUUCCACCUGACUCUUCAGAGAGUUUCCACCUGACUCUUCAUAUACCGCUUGAAGUUUAGUAGGGCGUGCAUCAGCCUUGUGAUAUGGGGGAGCUCACUCUCCAGGAGCAGCACCAAGUAGUGGUGAAUGCAAUCAGGACCCUCGCAAGAUUGUCUGGAGCAAAGACGUACGUCUUUGUGGUAGCUGGGGAUGGCCAUGUCUUUAAGAGCGUGUCCCCUGAUCUAAAGGCGCAUGAGAGGGGCUUCGUUGAUGAAGUUGAGAAAGCGCGUGCAAACCCUAUUGUUGUUUGGGAGGAAGGAAAUAUUUCCAUUCUGAGGAGGGCAGAGGAAGCUCUUGCAAAAACCAAGCACGCUGAGCUCCAUCCAAUCGUCGCUGUCAUGAUAGACAGUCUGAACAAACUCAAUGGCCACAAGGUCUCUCGAAGCACCGCCCUUAAGGACAGCUCCUCGACCCCCACGUGGUGGCCCCACAGCCCCAAGAAGUAUGCUGAGCGCACCCAACAGCUCAACAUCAGGGACUUGACACUCGUCAUCGACGCCGUUCUUGAUCAAGUACGGAACAACGCUGUGCGCAUCGAGAAGCUCCGGCACAUGCUCGCGUCGCACUUCAAGGCGGGGUCUUGCAGCGUCGGAACGCGCGCCGUUUUUGACGCCUACUUCGACUUUCUAUUAGACGAGGCUUGCAGAAGUGAGACGGGCGUCUUGAUGAGCAAUGCAAGUCUGGCGAACGCGAGCAGGGAGUUUGAAAGCCCGGAAGUGUCGCCAAGACUCAGUGUAUGCGGAAAUCAAAGUCAAGCGUCGGGGCUUCCUGCCCUUCAAGUAAGUCGAGCUAGCAACGUGCACCGACCCUUGCCGAUCCUCCAACCAGUGCCGGAGUGUACCACGAAGAAGCUUUGUGUUCCAUUGACCGGAGAAGAAACAAAGGGUCUUGACUUAAGGGCGUUGCCAGCACGGCAAACAUCUGCAGAGGCCGCCGACCUUCCAACUUUCUCGAGCAAAGAGGGACUAGCAAGUGCGCUAUGGUCUCCAAGCAUUCUGUCAACGCGAGACUACGUCGAACUGGGUGAGCGCCGCAAACGGGCGCGCACCGAUGCCGUUUUUGCGGAGCCCGAUUGGAGCAGCUACUCGGCCCCCGCUGCCGCCUCCACCGUCCCGGGUUUCUACAACCGCCCCCCUUGCAUAGAAGGAGCAACCGUCGAAGGAGCUCAUGAAUCCAAGUGGCCCGAAGUCGUCGAAAACGGCGCAUUUGAGGCUUUUCCUGGUGUGACGGAACGGCCAAGCGCCGUCAAAACCGAGUCAGGAGCGGCGGAUGUCGAGCAGUGCGCCGACCGCGUGACUGAGGCGUUGCAACAGCUGGCACAGGCAGAACGCGCGCAGGGGUGCAUAUGGAUGCUGUUCGGCGGGAGCGGAGGGAGGCGCGUGUGGUGCUCGCCGCGCCUCACGCCCGUGACGGAGGCGCUAGUCGAGGGCCUAGAGGUUGCGAUCUCAAGCCGAUUGCAAGAUGCCCCAGUCGACGGCGGAAAAGUAAACGCCUCAAACGUCCUGCGAAGCCUUGUCCGCUCUCCGUCCCCGUCCGAAAGCACAUCCCCGUCCGUAGUACUGUCCGAGGGGCCGUCAAAGCUUCGGGCGGACCUCGCGGUCGUCGUCGAAGCGCUCGUGAGGGGGAUGAACCGCAUCACGUCCUCCCAAGGGUUACCGGCUCCAAGCACGAUACCCGAUUGGUUUCCUUACCCAACCAAGUACUGGACCAUUAGGGAAGAAAUGGAGAAGGCGGAGUUGCUACACGUUCUCGAUGUCGUCUUCCAAAAAGCCCGGAGAGAAUACUUUCACAUUCGGGAGUUGAAAGCGCAGUGGCACGCAUCGCAAGGCGAGCUCCAUAAUACUGAGCUCCGAAGAGCCGUUGAUGCAUACUUGGACGGAUUGGAAAUGGAAGCCACAGCGGUACUGCCGCGUAGGGUUGCAGUUUGAGGGAGUGGCUUUAUUGGUGCGCAUGCUCAUCCGGGUUGCAAAGCUGGAACAUUAAUAGCUCGGAAAGCCUGAUAUAGCAUCAAUCUAAGGGGGGGGCCGCACUGUUCAGGACAGAUACCAUGUGUUGCAUUGGCGUUUAUUCUGAGGUUGGCAAACACUAUGCCGCAAUAGCAAAGUUCCCAACCAAAAGCUAAAAUGUACGUGUGAGUGCGGUGUCGAGCUAAGUAAAUAAUUAUUACUCUGCUUGGAGAAAGUGGCCAGUGUUGGAGGUAAACGUGGAGGUUUGAAGGAAAUUUGGGCGAGUGCGGUAUUGGGGGUGCGGUGCUGAGUUCGAUAGCGGUUGUUACUCUGGUGGCCUGAGAAAGUGGUCUUUGAUGGAGACGAGUGCGGAAGUUUGAAAGCAAGUUGGGCAACGAGUGGCCCGUACGUUAGGUAUAUCUUGUCUGAGCAUAUACACCGAGCUUGUGGACUGCUACACUUAUAGUGGCUGCAAAAUAAGAAGUGGUCAAGGCUAGAAUGCUGCUUCACAUAACCAUUCUUUCAGUAGAUUUGCACUCUUAAUGUUGGCAAGGUCCGAUUCCUGAGUCCUCCACUUCAGUGAUUCUAACUUUUGUAAGAAGAGCGAUAGCCGAUGAACAAUGUCAGCACGUCGUGUUUGGCCAAACACACCAUCAUCCGGAUGGUGCUAUCCUUGGUGGACUCGACUCGUUGUUAAAAUCUUAGUCAACAAACGGGCAUUCGACAC